GCACGGUUCUGCUGGCAGCACUGCAGGUGAAUGAGUGUGCUUUUUCUGUUAUAUAUUUGUCAGAGAGAGAUUUUUAAUCUUUAUUUAUUCUAAAAGUUCUAAAACAAAGUGUCGAAGAAUGAAGGAUAAGAAACCAAAUGUGGAAAAUGAGAAAGCAAAAGACAAAAACGAGGAAAAAGAACAAGAAUUGUCAGAGGAGGACAAGCAAUUACAGAUUGAACUUAAUAUGCUGGUUCAACGUUUGACGGAAAAUGAUUCUUCUAUGUACCUUCCUGCACUUGAAAGUCUACGAACUCAGAUUCGUGCUUCUACUACAUCUAUGACAUCUGUACCAAAACCAUUAAAGUUUCUUCGUUGUCAUUAUGAAACAUUGAAGGAUGUUCAUAAAAAGAUACAAGAUCCUCCAACAAAAAGAUUCUGUGCUGAUAUUAUUUCCAUACUUGCUAUGACUAUGAGUGAAGAAAGAGAAUGCCUUACUUAUCGUCUUCUUGGUUCAAGAGAAGAAAUUGGUUCUUGGGGUCAUGAAUAUGUAAGACAUCUUGCUGGAGAAAUUGCACUUGAGUGGCCAAAUAUUCAAAAUGAGCCUGAGAAGAAGAUAGAGGUUGUAAAAUUGGCAGAACAGAUUGUACCAUAUCAUAUGGCUCAUAAUGCAGAAGCUGAAGCCUGUGAUCUUUUGAUGGAAAUUGAAAUGCUUGAAAUGCUAGAUAGAUAUGUUGACAAAGAUGCUUUCCCAAGAGUGGCAUUAUAUCUCACCAGUUGUGUUCCUUAUGUGCCUGAACCAGAAAAUAGUAAUCUUCUAAAAGCUGCUUUAAAAUUGUUUCGAAGAUUUAAAAAAUAUCCAGAAGCUUUACGUCUUGCUAUGCAGUUGAAUGAUUCAAAUUUAAUUAAGGAAAUAUUUUAUGAAUGUGAAGAUAGAUCUGUUCGAAAACAAAUGUCCUUUAUGAUGAGUCGGCAACAGAUACAUUUUGUUUUGAAUGAUGAUACUGAUGAACAGGAAGAACUCAGUGAAAUUCUGUCUAACACACAUUUGAAUGCCCAUUUCCUGACACUGGGAAGAGAACUUGAUAUUCUUGAACCAAAAACUCCUGAUGACAUUUAUAAGACACAUCUUGAUAAUACAAGACCAUCAUUUGGACCAGGAAGUAGUGUUGAUUCUGCACGACAAAAUUUAGCAUCAAGUUUUGUUAAUGGAUUUGUAAAUGCAGCUUUUGGUCAAGAUAAACUUUUGAUGGAAGAUGGAAAUAAAUGGUUAUUUAAAAACAAAGAACAUGGUAUGUUGAGUGCAACUGCUUCUUUAGGAUUAAUUGUUUUAUGGGAUGUUGACAGUGGACUUUCACAAAUUGAUAAGUAUUUAUAUUCAUCUGAAGAUUAUAUUAAGGCUGGUGCACUUCUGGCAUGUGGAAUUGUGAACUGUGGAGUUCGCAAUGAAUGUGAUCCAGCUUUGGCUCUGUUAUCUGAUUUUGUAACACACAAUAAUUUAAUGAUGAGAAUUGGUGCAAUUGUUGGAUUGGGACUUGCUUAUGCUGGAUCUAAUAGAGCUGAUGUAUUGAAGUUAUUGAUUCCUGUAUUAAGUGAUUCACGUUCAACAAUGGAGGUGAUAGGAAUGACAGCUUUGGCUUGUGGUAUGAUUGCUGUAGGUUCAUGUAAUUCACAUGUCUCUGAGAUCAUUAUGGAAAAUUUAUUAGAGAAAAGUGAAGCAGAUCUAAAAGAUACUUUUGCUAGAUUUUUACCUUUGGGUAUUGGUCUAUGUUACUUAGGUAAACAACAAGAAGGAAUUGAUGCAAUGAUUGAAACUUUUCAAGUAAUACCAGAACCAUUUCGAAGCAUGGCUCUUACCAUGAUUGAUAUCUGUAUGUAUGCAGGUAAGAAUUUAAUAUUCUUAAUAAAAUUAAUAUUUUAAUUUUUGCAGGAAGAAAAAAAAGAUGAUAAGAAAGACAAAGAUGACAAAAAAGAAGAUAAAUCAACUUCAUCUCCUGAUUUAUCAUCUCAUCAAGCUGUUGCUGUUUUGGGUAUUGCAUUAAUUGCUAUGGGUGAAGAUAUUGGUUCUGAAAUGGCAUUCCGAGCUUUUGGGCAUCUGUUAAGAUAUGGAGAACCUAUUAUCAAAAGAGCUGUCCCUCUAGCUUUAGCAUUAAUUUCUGUCUCCAAUCCCAAAUUAAACAUUCUUGAAACACUAAGCAAAUUUUCGCAUGAUAGUGAUCCAGAAGUAACUUAUAAUGCCAUUUUUGCUCUAGGAAUAGUAGGAGCAGGUACCAAUAAUGCAAGAUUGGCAGCAAUGUUAAGACAAUUAGCACAAUACCAUGCAAAAGAUCCAAACAGCCUUUUUAUGGUAAGAAUUGCCCAGGGUCUAGCUCAUUUAGGAAAAGGAACUCUGACACUUUGUCCUUAUCAUAGUGAUCGUCAAUUAAUGAGUCCUGUUGCAGUUGCUGGGCUGCUUGCAACAUUAGUAGCUUUCUUAGAUGUCAAAAACAUUAUAUUGGGAAAAUCACACUAUGUAAUGUAUCAUUUAGUGGCUGCAAUGCAACCUCGAAUGUUAGUCACAUUUGAUGAAGAAUUAAGGCCUCUUCCAGUACCUGUUCGAGUAGGACAGGCAGUUGAUAUUGUUGGACAAGCAGGUAAACCCAAAACCAUAACCGGUUUCCAGACACACACCACACCUGUGUUACUUGCCUUUGGUGAACGAGCAGAAUUAGCUACUGAAGAAUACAUCCCGCUUACGCCUGUUUUGGAAGGCUUUGUCAUCUUGAGGAAGAAUCCCGAUUACAGUACAUAGCAAAAUAAAAUCAUCAGUUAGAAAA
Messenger RNA from Centruroides sculpturatus (bark scorpion), 2795 nucleotides. RefSeq names its product 26S proteasome non-ATPase regulatory subunit 2-like (gene Rpn1). Gene Ontology annotation, molecular function: enzyme regulator activity. NCBI's taxonomy places the organism in Eukaryota, Metazoa, Arthropoda, Arachnida, Scorpiones, Buthidae. The transcript is spliced from 20 exons. Gene Ontology annotation, biological process: regulation of protein catabolic process; proteasome-mediated ubiquitin-dependent protein catabolic process. Gene Ontology annotation, cellular component: proteasome complex; nucleus; proteasome regulatory particle, base subcomplex. The record is from RefSeq and is a predicted model, not a curated record.